This is a messenger RNA of Vicugna pacos (alpaca), 1992 nucleotides long. The record is from RefSeq and is a predicted model, not a curated record. Lineage: Eukaryota; Metazoa; Chordata; Mammalia; Artiodactyla; Camelidae.
AUGAGAGUCACUGGGAGCCUCGUCUGAGCUCAGGACCCGGAGUCUGUUCCCUUGAAGGGCUGGGAGGCAGCAGUGCUGGCUGGACCCGCACAGGCUCCUCCGAGCCCCAGGCUGGCAGCUUUGAAAGGGGCACGUGGGGGCAGCCAGACGUCCUCGGGCACUGGCCCUGUCUCCCGAGGAUGCGGAUGAGUCCUCGUCGUGGACCGCGCGGGCUUCCCGGGAGAGAGAGGCCUUCCUAGGAUGUCCUGGACUCCCCGGGUCUGGCGGGUCACAGGAGGUGGUCUUAAAGUAACCGAAGGAAGUAAAGUUAAGUGUCCAAGGUGAAGCUAAAAGUUCCUGGAAUUGUGAGAAAGAAUGAAUAGCUCAGUGUUCCAAAAGCUGCAUUUGCCCUCCUCGCUGAGGCUUCGUAGAAUUCAGGAAUCGGAGGGCUCGACAGGCUGGAAACGCCGCACGCCGACAUCCCGGAUCGCGCUGGCCUUCCGGGUGGGUGACCGCGUUCCUGCCUGCGUGCUCCUCCCUCGGGACCUUCUUGCUGGCUGUUGAAGGCUGUGUUCCCUCCGGCCGUCACUAGGACUCUGAGAUGACGAGGGGGUUACCCCAGGAGGCAGCCUCGGGAAAUUUCAGAGGAAAUGUGCAUGUGGUCUAUGGCCUGAGCACCUAGAGUGAAAAAUAAGUUUACAAAGCUAGGAAGCUCUCGACACGGGGUUCUGACAGUGGCGGCAAGUGACUGCUAUGCUGUUUCUCAAGAAACCCCCCAGAAGUUGCUCAUUUGCCUGUGAAGGCUGGCAGAGGCUCAGUAAAGCCAGGUUUCUUUAGCUGUGAUUGGAGCCGAUUCGGGGAGGGUGGGGGGCACCCCGGAAGGCCCGCCCUGCCUGCAGCUUCUUGUUUUCUGUCUCUUCCCAGUUCGUGGCGCAGCUGAUGGUGUUUCUCAUCAGUUUCGUGAGCUCCGUGUUCUGUGGGCACCUGGGGAAGCUGGAGCUGGACGCUGUCACACUGGCGAUCGCCGUAAUCAACGUCACUGGUGUUUCCGUGGGAUUUGGCUUGUCUUCCGCUUGUGACACACUCAUCUCCCAGACGUUCGGCAGCCCCAACAAGAAGCACGUGGGGGUCAUCGUGCAGAGGGGCGUCCUGGUGCUGCUGCUCUGCUGCCUCCCCUGCUGGGCGCUCUUCCUCAACACCCAGCACAUCCUGCUGCUCUUCAGGCAGGACCCGGCCGUGUCCAGGCUUACCCAGACCUACGUCACGAUCUUCAUUCCAGCUCUUCCUGCGACCUUCCUUUACACGUUGCAAGUGAAGUAUCUGCUCAACCAGGGAAUCGUGCUGCCCCAGAUCGUGACUGGAGUUGCCGCCAACCUGGUCAAUGCUCUCGCCAACUACCUGUUUCUCUAUCAGCUGCAUCUGGGGGUGAUGGGUUCAGCGCUGGCAAAUAUGAUUUCCCAGUUCACCCUGGCCCUGCUCCUCUUCCUCUACAUCCUCCUGAAGAAACUGCAUCAGGACACCUGGGGAGGCUGGUCCCUGGAGUGCCUGCAGGACUGGGGCGCCUUCUUCUCGCUGGCCGUCCCCAGCAUGCUCAUGCUGUGCAUCGAGUGGUGGGCCUACGAGGUCGGCAGCUUUCUGAGCGGCAUCCUUGGCAUGGUGGAGCUGGGGGCCCAGUCCAUCGUGUAUGAGCUGGCUGUCAUUGUGUACAUGAUACCAACGGGCUUCAGCGUGGCCGCCAGUGUCCGCGUGGGGAACGCCCUGGGGGCCGGGGACAUCGAGCAGGCCAAGAAGUCCUCUGCUGUCUCCCUGCUGGUCACAGAAGCCUUUGCCGUGGGCCUCUGCAUCCUGCUGUUAAGCUGUAAGGAGCUCGUGGGUUACAUCUUCACCGCAGACCGAGAAAUCGUUGCUCUGGUGGCGCAGGUGGUUCCCAUUUAUGCCGUCUCCCAUCUCUUCGAAGGUCUGGCCGUGAGUACUGGGCCGUAGUUUCUUUGCAGGCUUUUGAGAUCCGUGUGC